AUGCUACCAGUCGCCUUGAUUGUAGGCUUGGGUCUCUUUCUUCUCUAUGUAGUCCGAACUCUCCAACAGUACUGGGCGUUGAGUGAGUUCAAGGGACCAUGGGUAGCAGGGUUCUCAAGGCUGUGGCUGCUAAGGGCCAAUGGCUCAGGAAAGAUGAAUCUCGCAUUUACAGAAGUGAAUGACAAAUAUGGACCGAUUGCUCGGGUGUCGCCCAACAUGCUCAUCACUACUGAUCCCGAGCUAUAUAAACGUAUGCACGCUGUGCGCAGUCCAUUUGUUCGAAGCGAAUGGUACACGGCCUUGCGACUGCAUCCCACGAGGGACAACAUCACAUCCGUGAUUGAUGAAGGAAUCCACGCAGACCUUCGAAACCGCAUGUCAACUGGUUACUCUGGCAAGGAGAAUCUUCAUAUGGAAGAUGAUGUCGAUUACCGCCUACUGCAACUCUUCGACCUCGUUGAAUCCAAGUAUGUUUCUUCGGAGAGAGACUAUCGUCCUGUCGACAUAUCUCGCCUCUACUCCUACUUCACUCUCGAUGUCAUCUCCAGCAUCGCUUUCGGACAAGAAUUCGGCUUCCUCAAACACGACGACGACCCCUUCGGCUACAUCGACAACCUCCAAGAAUUUCUUCCCGCCAUCAUCGUCUUCGGCGCAUACCCCGAACUCCAAAAGAUCCUUCGUCUGCCUCUGCUCAAACAUGUCAUGCCCAAAUCAACAGACAAACGCGGUUUAGGUCGCGUAAUGGGCUUCGCCAAAGAACGCGUAGACGAACGAUUCGGCGAGAAGCCAGUUGUGCGCCACGAUAUGCUGGGCUCAUUCAUCAAACGCGGGCUCACCCAAGAACAACUCGAAUCCGAAACUCUAACCCAAAUCACUGCUGGAAGCGAUAGCACGGCAUCUGCCAUACGCAUGACAUUGCACUUCAUCUCUACCACGCCACACGUGCAUGCACGCCUUGUGGCCGAGUUCAAGGAUGCAUUGGCGAGAGGAAAUGUGACUAGACCGGUGAUUCGCGAUGCAGAAGCCAAAGCAUUACCGUAUUUGCAGGCUUGUGUGAAAGAGGGACUGCGUAUGUAUCCGCCUGUCACGGGAUUGCUUGCCAAAGCCGUGCCGCCGGAAGGUGCGAUGAUCGAUGGUAGAUUCGUCAAGGGUGGUACCCAAAUCUCCUGGAACUCGUGGGGUAUGCAGCGUGACAAGGACAUCUAUGGCGUGGACCCAGAGAUCUUUAGACCAGAGCGAUGGCUAUUGCGCGAUGCGUCUGAGGCAGAGCAAAGACGCGUGGAGAAAAUGACAGAGACUGUAACGUUGGUAUUCGGAUACGGACGCUUCGGAUGCCUGGGAAGAGGAGUUGCGAUGAUGGAAUUGAACAAGGGUAUCAUCGAGGUAAGAUGA
This is a messenger RNA of Aureobasidium namibiae CBS 147.97, 1392 nucleotides long. RefSeq names its product putative P450 monooxygenase. The transcript is spliced from 2 exons. The record is from RefSeq and is a predicted model, not a curated record. Bases 1 to 1392 code for a protein of 463 amino acids. NCBI's taxonomy places the organism in Eukaryota, Fungi, Ascomycota, Dothideomycetes, Dothideales, Saccotheciaceae. Gene Ontology annotation, molecular function: monooxygenase activity; heme binding; iron ion binding.